AUGGAUGAUUAUGAAUGCAAUUACAGAUACGACCUAGAAAAUUAUAGCAGUAACUUUGGUGAGAAUAUUAUGUGUUACAAUGAAUCAAAUUAUGUUAAUGGAAAUAGGGAGUACAAUAAUUUUGAAAAUGACUUCUGUUUCUUUGGUGAUACUAUAGAAGAAGAUAGUAAAGAAGAAAAAGAUUGUGAAUAUAUAAAUACAAAAAGUAAUCAGAAUAAUUUAAAAAUUUCAAAGGAAUUAAGUAUCUCUCCUAAUAAUAAUAGCUCAAAUUUUAAGAAAAGAAAAGUUAUUAAUGAUUCUUCUCAUAAAGGCAAUAAAAAAUUAAAAAAAAAUGACCUGUGUAUAGUUUGUAUGCAAAACGAGAGAAAGUAUAAAUUUACAUGCUGCUAUGAAUAUUAUUGUUCAGUACCCUGUUUCAAUAAGCACAAUCAGAAAGAGUGUUUGGACCAGAGAAGGAAAAAACUGUGCAUGUUACAGGUAGAAAGUAUGAAUGGGGAUUCUACGUCGACUCCUACUGCUACUCUUGCUGCGACAACUUAUAGUAAUAACGAUAAUUUUUUUUUUGCCUAUUAUGAACAAAAUGAGCAGUCCCCAUGUCCAGAUUAUAUACAGAGUGAAUGCCUUACUAACGAGCAAAAGCACAAAUUAAAGGAAGACCUAGCUUUAAAACUACUCCUAAAAAACAAUUACGUGCGUUCAGUUUUUAAACAGUUUUCCUUAUCAAAUGACAAGAUCUCUUAUCUCUCCCAUUACAUAAAUGAUCCCACAGUUGUGCAAGUGAUUGACCAAAUAAUGAAGACGAUCGAAAGUUAA
This is a messenger RNA of Plasmodium malariae, 813 nucleotides long. Its product is annotated as conserved Plasmodium protein, unknown function. The transcript has a single exon. Bases 1 to 813 code for a protein of 270 amino acids. NCBI's taxonomy places the organism in Eukaryota, Apicomplexa, Aconoidasida, Haemosporida, Plasmodiidae. The record is from RefSeq and is a predicted model, not a curated record.